Tuber melanosporum (Perigord truffle) is the source of this 670-nucleotide messenger RNA. RefSeq lists its product as uncharacterized. NCBI's taxonomy places the organism in Eukaryota, Fungi, Ascomycota, Pezizomycetes, Pezizales, Tuberaceae. The transcript has a single exon. The record is from RefSeq and is a predicted model, not a curated record. Bases 1 to 183 code for a protein of 60 amino acids.
AUGGGAACGCUACUGGAACGCGAUAAUCUAGAUGUCUGUUGCAGGGGUGUCUUACUUUUCCCCCGUCCCUUGUUUCUCUCACCAUUCUCAAAGUGUGUACGUGUGCACCGGGGUGAUGUUUUGCUGAGGUGUGAUUUGCCAGGGUGUGCGGAUCACGACAUGGGGGCCAGAAAGCUGAGCUGAGCCGGAGGUGGAAGGUACCACACUCUAUAAUAUAGGUAGGCAAUGAGCUAUGUAUGAUAGCUCUGAGGGUGAGGGAUGUCCGAUAUACAAGAUUGGGAUGUGUGAGAGGUUCGUAAAAGGAGAAAAGGGGGGAAGAUAAAGAAAUCCCUAUGCAAAUGCUAUAAUCGUCAUAACCCAAGAAAAGAAAUGUACAAAGCGAGGUGAAAGGAAAACCCGGUGGCUCAUACAAUAACUCCGGCUCGGAGCCAGAAAGAGACAGUAUAAAAAAGUAUAAAAAAAACCCCCAAGAUCCGCUACAAAGGUUUAAGCAGCCAACAAAAUGAUACAAAUGAAGGAUAGGGCAGAUAGAACACAGGAAAUAAAAAAAGAUCCAGAACUAGAAAUUAUUAGUGUAAUACAUCACCCCCGCUCCCGAAAAAAAAAACCUCCAAGCCAAAAACUCCCGUUUAAAAUCCAUAAUACCCUGACAUCAAAAAAAAAAAAAAAA